GCCAGACAUCCGGUACAUCUUCGGAGAGAUCAUGUACGGCGGGCACAUCACAGAUUUCUGGGACCGCCGCGUCAACAAUACGUACCUGGAGAUGCUCAUCACAGCCGAGCUGCUGGCCACGCCGCCGCUGCAGCUGUGCAAGGGCUUCCGCUCGCCGGACCCGGCGAAGUCGGAGUACAGCACGUACGCCAAGGUGAUUGAGGACAAGUUCCCGCAGGAGGCGCCGGAGCUCUUCAGCCUCCACCCUAACGCGGAGAUCGGCUACCUCACCAACCAGGGCUUCUCGAUCUUCAAGACGGUCCAGGACCGCCGCUUACGACGGAGCGCCGGAGGAGGGAGGGAGGGAGGGAGGGGAGGGGAGGGAGGGAGGGAGGGGAGGGGGGAAACGGGGAGGAAGGGGAGGAGGUGUGAGGUCGAGGGGGGGGGGAGGAUGGGGGAGGAGGGAGGAGAGGGGAGGGAGCAGGGAAGGGGUGGCGGUGGUGGCGAACGGUGGCGCGGCAGCCGAGCGUGGGGGGUGAGGGAGGCGCGAGGAGCUGGAGGGGGGGGGGCGGCAAGAGUCGUUGGUUGGUUGAGCCCUUGCGGGGCAUGCGUGCGUGCGGCGACGCCGAGGGACCCACACAAGGGCGCCCUCGAGGGCGCGAAGCUAUUCGCGCUUCGCGCUUCGAGGUUCGGCUCGGAUUUUUCUCAUUUUUGUUCCUUCUCCCAUGGGAGGCGGCGCGAGAGCGCGCAGUUAUUCGCACUUCGCGCUUCGCGCAGCGCGAAGCGCGAAGUUGGGAGCCCUUGCCACGAGUCUGAUCCGAGACGGGAGGGGGGGCUCACCUGA
This is a messenger RNA of Prorocentrum cordatum, 823 nucleotides long. Lineage: Eukaryota; Dinophyceae; Prorocentrales; Prorocentraceae. The record is from the annotation of a GenBank genome assembly.